UUUUAUCAGCUGGCCAAUUUUCUUCCUAAUGUUUAUCCCCUUCUGUCAGUGUGUCCCACUAAAGAAACCACCAAACAGGGGUUGGAACAUUCAUGGAAAUCACCUCUCAUCUACUUGCAAUUGCAGGGCUUUUAGUUCCGCUGUUAUUGUACAAUCUAUGGAGGUUGAGAAUUGGCGUUCAGAAAACAAAGGGUAUGUUAGCCCCAGAACCAUCGGGUGCCUUGCCAAUUAUAGGUCACCUUCAUCAACUACGUGGCAAAAACCCACUUGCCCGAACCUUGGCAGCCAUGGCUGACAGACAUGGGCCCGUCUUCAAGAUCAGGUUUGGCUCGAAAAGUGCAGUUGUGAUUUGCAAUCACGAGGCAGUCAAGGAAUGCUUCACUACAAACGACAAGGUUUUAGCAGGACGUCCGAAAUCUACUCAAUCAAAGUACCUGGGUUACAACAACGCAGGACUGGGUUUUGCACCUUACGGCGCAUAUUUGCGAGAGAUGAGAAAGCUAGCCAUGAUGAAACUCCUCUCUGCCCCCCGGCUCGAGACACUAAAGAAUGUGCAAAUCUCCGAAGUGGAUACUUUGGUCAAAGAUCUCUACUCUCUUUGCCAGAACAACAAUCACAGCCCUGUUAAGGUGGUGAUUAGUGAAUGGAUUGAACGCUUAACCUUGAACAUAAUUACUAAAAUAAUAGCGGGGAAGAGAUAUUUUGGUCAUGCCAAUGGCGGAGAAGACGAAGAGGCAAAACGUGCACGGAAAAUUAUCAAAGAAUUUGUGUAUGUAGUUGGGGCGCCUGUCAUUUCUGAUCUACUUCCAUUUCUGGGAUGGAUUGAUUUUGGAGGUCAAGUGAAAUCUGUGAAGCGGCUUGGAAGGGAAUUGGACACUUUAAUAGGAAGUUGGAUUGAAGAACACACCUUGAAGAGGCUGGAAAGAGAGGCAAGCGACAAGCAGGACUUCAUCGACAUAAUGCUGUCAGUAAUUGAGGGCGAAUCCAUGUUUGGCCAUACUCGUGAAAACAUUAUCAAGGCUACAGUAUCGACUUUUAUCUUGGCUGGCUCGGAAACAACAUCUGUUAACUUGAUAUGGCUGCUAUCUCUAUUGUUGAACAAUGAACAUGCUUUAAAGCGUGCCCAAGAAGAGCUGGAUCUCAAAGUUGGAAAGGAUAGAUGGGUGGAAGAUUACGAUAUCAAAGAUAUGGUUUACCUCCAAGCCAUAGUCAAAGAAUCAUUGCGCUUAUACCCACCAGCCCCUCUAGCAGUUCCACAUGAGGCGAUGGAAGAUUGUCAAGUUUGUGGGUAUUAUGUUCCAAAGGGAACUCGGCUGUUAGUAAAUUUGUGGAAGUUACAUCGAGACCCGAGAGUUUGGGAGGACCCUGAUGGAUUUUCGCCAGAAAGGUUUCUCACAAGCCAUGCACACAUUGAUGCUUUAGGACAACAUUUUGAGUUCACACCAUUUGGGUUAGGUAGAAGAUCUUGCCCUGGGAACACAUUUGCCAUGCAAGUAUCACACUUGGCACUAGCUCGCUUGCUUCAGGGAUUUGAGUUAACAACACCAGAGAACAUUUCUGUGGACAUGACCGAAGGCUUAGGCGUUACCAUGCCAAGGACAACUCCCCUUCAAGUUCUCCUCACUCCACGCCUUUCUUCUGAACUCUAUGGAUGCUAGAGAUCAGCAAUAAAAACUGAAGUAUCUGUGGUUGUACUUGUGGUACUUUUACAUCUGUCAUUUUAUUAA
Molecule: messenger RNA, 1727 nt
Organism: Juglans microcarpa x Juglans regia
Lineage: Eukaryota; Viridiplantae; Streptophyta; Magnoliopsida; Fagales; Juglandaceae
Product: cytochrome P450 CYP82D47-like
Exons: 2
Coding region: 93-1658 (521 amino acids)
Biological process (GO): defense response to other organism
Molecular function (GO): heme binding; monooxygenase activity; oxidoreductase activity, acting on paired donors, with incorporation or reduction of molecular oxygen
Source: RefSeq, a predicted model, not a curated record